CAAACCUGAGGCAGUUCCUCCUCGAGGUCCAGCUGGCCAUGUCUGGAUACAAUUUUGCUCUUAUAUGAUUUCAUUUAUAAAUGAUGUGAAGGUUAUUUAGUGGAUCAGGCAUUUCCAAGUCAGAGUCAUCAUAUCCUGACAAACAUCUCUGGAAUCCUGUCAUCAUGAUAAAACGCAGCAGGACUCUCACUUUGAGGCAGUCUCAAAAAUCCAGAUGGAUCAGCGAAAGGAGGGCCUUGAUGACGGGGCAUGUUGGAGCCAAACAUCGGAGACAAACAGCUCGGGGAGCUGGUUACCUGUUCCAAGCUCACCCUUCCUCCUGCGUCUCCAUUACUGAGGAGGUGUUCCUAGAAGCUGCGGAGUACGGCAACAUUCCUGAAGUGAGGCGGAUGCUGGAGGAGCUUCCACACCUCAACAUCAACUGCGUCAACUACAUGGGGCAGAACGCACUGCAGCUGGCAGUUGCAAGUGAGCACUUAGAAGUGGUCAAGCUUUUGCUUAAGAGGAAAGAACUUGCAAAAGUGGGGGAUGCUUUGCUGUUAGCCAUCAGUAAAGGGUACAUCCGUAUAGUGGAAGCCAUUUUAAGUCACGAGGCCUUUGCAGAUGGUCAGAGGUUGACGAACAACCCCAGUCAUGACGAGACACGGGACGACUUUUUCUCCUACGAUGAGGAUGGCACGCGUUUCUCUCAUGACAUCACUCCUAUUAUCCUGGCUUCUCAGUGUCACGAGUACGAGAUAGUACACAUGCUACUUUUGAGGGGGGCCCAUAUAGAGCGUCCCCAUGACUACUUCUGUCAGUGCAGGGCCUGCAUUGAGCAGCAAAGGCUUGACACCUUCUGCCACUCUCAGUCUCGUAUCAGUGCUUACAAAGGCCUUGCAAGCCCAGCGUAUCUUUGCCUUUCGAGUCAGGAUCCUGUGAUGGCAGCUUUGGAGCUGAGCAAUGAGCUCGCAGUUCUGGCCAACACAGAGAAAGAGUUCAAGAAUGACUACAAGAAAUUGUCCAUGCAGUGUAAAGACUUUGUGGUGGGACUCUUGGAUUUGUGUCGGAACACGGAGGAAGUGGAGGCGGUCCUGAAUGGUGACAUGGAAUCCUUUGCUAACACAGCAACCUCUGCCAAACUGAACCUGAUCAGGUUAAAGCUGGCAAUAAAAUAUGAAGUUAAAAAGUUUGUGGCCCAUCCAAACUGCCAGCAGCAUCUUCGAUCAAUCUGGUAUGAGAACCUGACUGGACUGCAUCAGCAAACAGUUGCAGUUAAAGUUCUUUUUGUCUUUGGUGUAGCAGUUGGGUUACCUGUCCUAGCUUUUAUUUACUGGAUAGCACCAUCAAGUAAGUUGGGGAAACUCAUGCGUGGACCCUUCCUGAAGUUUGUGGCUCAUGCAGCUUCCUUCAUCAUAUUCCUCUGUUUGCUGGUUCUAAACGCAGCCGACCGCUUCGCAGGAACAUCACUGCUGCCGAACAUGACCACCCACGAUUAUCCCUCACAGGUUUUCCGGAUGAAGACCACCCGUUUCACCUGGAUGGAGAUUCUUAUCAUUUUCUGGGUUAUAGGUAAGAUAUGGGAAGAAUGUAAAGAUAUCUGGUCACAGGACAUUCAGGAAUACAUCUUAGAACCAUGGAACCUUCUGGAUUUUAGCAUUUUGGCCAUUUUUAUGACCUCUUUCAUUGCAAGAUUAAUGGCUUUCUGGCACGCACAUUCUGCACAGUGCUACAUUGACAAGCAUCCAUUCAACAUGACCUUGCCUUCUGAGGUACAAUAUUUUCAGCUGGCAAGAAUUCACUGGAUGCCCUCAGACCCUCAGCUUAUCUCCGAAGGUCUCUAUGCGAUUGCCAUUGUUCUGAGUUUUUCCCGCAUUGCGUACAUCCUGCCUGCCAACGAGAGGUUUGGGCCGUUGCAGAUCUCUCUGGGAAGAACAGUGAAAGACAUUUUCCAGUUCAUGGUGAUUUUCAUAACGGUGUUUGUCGCUUUCAUGGUGGGAAUGUUCGAUCUAUACUCAUACUACCUUGGAGCCAAACACAACGUUGCCUUUACAACGAUUGAAGAAAGUUUUAAAACAUUAUUCUGGGCCAUCUUCGGACUGUCAGAAGUAAAAUCUGUGGUAUUAAACAUCAACCAUAAGUUCAUUGAGAACAUAGGCUAUGUUCUGUAUGGGGUGUACAACAUCAUUAUGGUGAUUGUUCUGCUGAACAUGCUCAUAGCCAUGUUCAACAACUCCUUCCAGGAAAUCGAGGAUGAUGCUGACGUGGAGUGGAAAUUUGCCCGAGCCAAGCUGUGGUUUUCCUACUUUGAGCAUGGCAGCACUCUGCCUGUACCCUUCAACCUCGUACCCAGCCCCAAAUCUGUGGUGUCCUUCCUACUCGGAAUAAAGACAUUGAUCAGAUCUUCAAGAAAAAGCAAAGAGAAUUCAAACAAUGACAUGGAUCUUAAAAAUUUAAGGGAACACGGAGGACUGAAGGAGGACUCAUCUGUUCAACCUACGCGUCAUCAAAAAGUAAUGAACUGCCUCAUCAAAAGAUACAUAUUUAAAGCACAGAGAGAUAAAGAUAACGACGAAGUGAACGAAGGUGAAUUGAGAGAGAUCAAACAGGACAUCUCGAGCCUUCGGUAUGAGCUGCUGGAAAGAGGGAACCAUGAUAUAAACACACUGGCCGAUCUUGUCAGGCAGCUGGGAGAGGUUGUGCAGAAAGAAGAGCAGAGAGCGGAUGUCAUUUCUUAAAAACAUGUAUAUAAUAGAAACAGAUAAGUUGUACAUAAUGCAGUCUCAUAUAUUUGCUGCACAGGUAAGUUUUUAAAACUACAGUGUUCAGUUCUAUUUUCUAAAGAGGCACAUGAAUUACUGUUUGGCUUAAAUAUGACCAUUUUAUUCGGAAACUUCAUCUUCUUCAGCUGUAUCUGUUCAGUUAACCACAUGGUGGCACUAAGGUAGUGCAUUUUCCCUUUGUUGGGUUUGGGUGUGUGGCUGUUAACAAAUAAUAACUGUACAGAUGCAAUUUUGUGUUCCAUUUUUGAUAAAGUCUUGUAAACAAGUGAGGUGUUCAUGCAAGGAAAUUAGUUUGAUUAUGUCUGUUUGGGCUGCAAUUCAUGCAAUCCAGAAGUAAGAACAAAGCUUUUUGGUAAUAAUUACUCUUUAAUUUUUCCAUUUAGUAUAACUGUAAAGUUAAUGAGCUUUGGCUCGAUGUUUAGAGGAGUCAUUACACUUUAAAAUUGUACUGCAAUAAAGUGAAGGUUUACCUGAGCAUGCUGUUUAAUGAAUGUCAUAAUUAUCAAUGUUGGUUACCUUCGCUUCCUGGA
Messenger RNA from Xiphophorus maculatus (southern platyfish), 3292 nucleotides. RefSeq names its product short transient receptor potential channel 6 (gene trpc6b). Gene Ontology annotation, cellular component: membrane; cation channel complex. The transcript is spliced from 13 exons. Bases 165 to 2717 code for a protein of 850 amino acids. NCBI's taxonomy places the organism in Eukaryota, Metazoa, Chordata, Actinopteri, Cyprinodontiformes, Poeciliidae. Gene Ontology annotation, biological process: manganese ion transport; calcium ion transmembrane transport; regulation of cytosolic calcium ion concentration. Gene Ontology annotation, molecular function: inositol 1,4,5 trisphosphate binding; protein binding; store-operated calcium channel activity. The record is from RefSeq and is a predicted model, not a curated record.